AUGGCAACUGAUAAAGUUCUUUUACGCCACUGUAUUUUAUACGAAUUUCAACAAGAAAGAAAUGCUACAGAAGCAUGUAGAAAUUUAUUGAAAGUGUUUGGUACAGUUUCUGAUAGGACAUGUAGAAGAUGGUACGAAAAAUUUGAAACAGGUGAUUUCGACCUUUCUGAUAAGCCACGUUCUAGGCGACCAUCUUUGAUCGACGACGAUGUUGUUAAGGCAAUGUUGGAGCAAAAUCCUUUUCUAACAACAUCGGAGAUCGCAGAAAGACUUAAUUCAUAUUGUCAGCAACUGGAUAAUUUAAAGAUAGCGGUCCAAAAAAAGAGGCCGGCAAUGUUCAAUAGGAAGGACAUCAUAUUGCACCACGAUAACGCCAGAUCACACGCUGCUUUAGGAACUCGUCAAAAAAUUGCAGAAGUAGGCUGGGAAAUUCUGUCGCACCCACCAUAUUCUCCGGACAUAGCACCCUCUGAUUAUCACUUGUUUUUAUCCUUACAAAAUUUUGACGGGCAAAAAAUUCAAAAAUGA
Apis mellifera (honey bee) is the source of this 528-nucleotide messenger RNA. RefSeq names its product histone-lysine N-methyltransferase SETMAR-like. The transcript is spliced from 2 exons. Bases 1 to 528 code for a protein of 175 amino acids. Gene Ontology annotation, molecular function: nucleic acid binding. The record is from RefSeq and is a predicted model, not a curated record. NCBI's taxonomy places the organism in Eukaryota, Metazoa, Arthropoda, Insecta, Hymenoptera, Apidae.